AUAAACUUAUUAAAUUGGUGACAGAAUGAUGGGCCGUGGGGGAACUCCAAUUAUUAUUUUGAACCAAAAUACCAGAAGGGAAUCUGGGAAAAAUGUGCAAAUAGGCAACAUUGCUUCAGCCAAAACUGUGGCAGAUGUAAUAAGAACGUGCCUUGGACCUCGAGCCAUGUUGAAGAUGUUGAUGGAUCCAAUGGGAGGUAUCGUGAUGACAAAUGACGGUAAUGCAAUUCUGAGAGAAAUUCAAGUGCAACAUCCGGCUGCCAAAAGUCUAAUCGAAAUAGCGCGAACUCAAGAUGAAGAAUGUGGAGACGGCACAACUUCUGUUGUCAUUUUAGCCGGAGAGUUCUGUGGCGUUGCUGAGCAGUUUUUACACCAGCAGAUGCAUCCCACAGUAAUAAUUGGAGCGUAUCGUAAUGCUUUAGAGGAUGCCGUCGCUAUCAUGGAAAAGCACAGUGUUGCGGUUGAUGUGAACGAUGAUAAAGCUAUGCUGGAGUUUAUCAGGAAUGCGCUGGCGACCAAAGUGACCGCUAACUGGUCCGAUCUGAUCACCAACAUAGCCCUCAGAGCAGUGAAGACAGUCAUUCUAGAGGAGAAAGGUGGCAAGAAAGAGAUCGAUAUUAAACGAUACGCCAAAGUUGAAAAGAUUCCUGGAGGAGCUAUCGAGGAUUCAGAAGUACUGGAUGGCGUCAUGUUCAACAAGGACAUUCUGCACUCCAAGAUGAGACGAAGAAUCGAGAACCCUAGGAUUCUUUUACUGGACUCUGGCCUGGAAUAUUCCAAAGGAGAGUCCCAAACAAACAUCGAGAUGCAGUCUUCCGCUGAUUUCGAGAGCUACUUGCAGAAGGAAGAGGAACACGUGAAAGACCUUUGCGAUAGAAUUAUCGCUAUGAAGCCGGACUUGGUGGUGUCCGAGAAGGGAAUCAGUGAUUUGGCAAUCCACUUCCUGCAGAAGGCGAACAUCUCUGCCAUCCGCAGACUCCGAAAGACCGACAACAUGCGAAUCUCGAGGGCUGCCGGAGCUACGAUUGUGAAUAGGCUUGACGAUCUGCAGGAAUCGGACGUGGGAACUGGAGCAGGGUUAUUCGAAGUCAAACUCAUAGGAGACGAGUACUUCACCUACAUCACCAAGUGCAAGGACCCUAAAGCAUGUACUAUUCUGCUGAGAGGAGCCAGCAAGGAUAUUCUGAACGAGGUGGAGCGCAAUCUGCAGGACACGAUGCAAGUAACUAGGAACAUUCUUGUCGACCCCAGAAUGGUACCGGGAGGCGGAGCCAUCGAAGUGGCAGUUGCCCAUGGCCUCAAUGAAAAGGCAAAGAGCAUCCAGGACGUUAGCCAGUGGCCUUAUAGAGCAGUGGCUAAAGCUCUGGAGGUCAUUCCACGAACCCUCAUUCAGAACUGCGGUGGCAACACUAUUAGAACUCUGACCCAAAUCAGAGCAAAACACGCGGAGGGCAACUUCAGCUUCGGGGUCAACGGGGAGAAUGGGGAGAUCAGUGAUAUGAAGGUCCUGAAGGUUUUCGAACCCUUCUCUGUCAAAAGUCAAGUUCUCAAAACGGCUGUGGAGACUGCCAUUCUUCUGCUGCGCAUUGACGACAUUGUUUCUGGAAGCAAAAAAUCACCGGAAGAACAACAUAGUGCAGGGCCAACGGAUGCCAGCAUGGGGGAUUAGAGAUCGUUCUUGAUGAGUCAGCAUAAGUACGAAUGCGUCACAACCUAAAAAAGAAAAAAAUAGGUUCCUGAUUAUACAUUGAGAGCGAAAUCGUAUUGAUAAAGGAACUGCUGUUGAGUUUCUGGGCUGAUGUUGCGCACGUUUGAAUAAAGUGUAAAAUAAAUGCUGUAUGUUUAUUAAAUGAAUUGAUAUCUUUGAGCUGAGAGAAUUAUGACAUUUAAGUGAAAUAAUUGUUCAUCUUGAUCGGAUUUGACAAUACAUUUUCAUAAAGAUA
Molecule: messenger RNA, 1943 nt
Organism: Symsagittifera roscoffensis
Lineage: Eukaryota; Metazoa; Xenacoelomorpha; Acoela; Convolutidae
Product: T-complex protein 1 subunit gamma-like
Exons: 11
Coding region: 26-1669 (547 amino acids)
Biological process (GO): protein folding
Cellular component (GO): chaperonin-containing T-complex
Molecular function (GO): ATP-dependent protein folding chaperone; ATP hydrolysis activity; ATP binding
Source: RefSeq, a predicted model, not a curated record